AUGAAACCCACAACAAACAAAUGCCAUGGAAAUCAAACAACCAUCACAGAAUUCAUUCUCCUGGGAUUGGGGACAUUCCCUCAACUGCACAUUCUUCUCUUCCUGCUGUUUCUAGUGAUCUACAUUGUGACUCUGGCCGGGAACAUCCUCAUCAUUGCACUAGUUGUGGCUGAUCAGCACCUUCACACCCCCAUGUACUUCUUCCUGGGGAACUUGUCCUGCUUAGAGACCAGUUACACCUCGGCUAUCAUGCCCAGGAUGCUGACCAAUCUCUUGACUGGGGACAGAACCAUUGCUGUUCAUGCCUGCCUCACACAAUUAUAUUUCUUUGCUUCUCUGAUAGGCGCUGAAUGUUAUCUCUUAUCUGUGAUGUCUUAUGAUCGGUAUUUAGCGAUAUGCAAACCUCUGCAUUAUUCAGCACUCAUGAAUGGCAGUUUCUGUAUCAAGCUGGUGGCCGGGACAUGGAUAGGUGGAUUUAUGUCUGUUGCCUUCUUAAUAUCUAUGAUGUCACAAUUAACAUUCUGUGGGUCCAAUGAAAUUGACCAUUUCUUUUGUGAUUUUCGCCCAAUAAUGAAACUGUCCUGCAGUGACACCCACACCCUGGAAGUUACUGCUUUCAUAAAUUCCUCCAUAUUUAUAUUGCUUCCAUUUCUGUUGACCCUAGCAUCCUAUGGUAGUAUCAUCUCCACCAUCCUGAGAAUUCCUUCCAUCACCGGGAGAAAAAAGGCCUUUUCCACCUGCUCCUCUCACCUCAUUGUGGUGUCAAUUUUCUAUGGAACUCUAGUCAUUGUAUAUUUGUUAUCAGACUCUGAUGCACUGAGGGACCUGAACAAAGUGUUCUCUAUCUUUUAUGGAGUCCUCACCCCAUUGGUCAACCCCCUGGUAUACAGCUUGAGAAACAAGGAGGUGAGGGAAGCCUUGAGAAAAACUGUCCUUAGUUUGCAAGAUCAUAUCUCCAUGAUUGGUCCAUUAAAUAUAUAUAUAAAAAAUCUGACUCACACAAGUAGUCUAUACUCAUCUUUGUGUGCCUGUUGA
Messenger RNA from Trachemys scripta elegans, 1035 nucleotides. RefSeq names its product olfactory receptor 11A1-like. The record is from RefSeq and is a predicted model, not a curated record. NCBI's taxonomy places the organism in Eukaryota, Metazoa, Chordata, Testudines, Emydidae. The transcript has a single exon. Gene Ontology annotation, biological process: G protein-coupled receptor signaling pathway. Gene Ontology annotation, cellular component: membrane. Bases 1 to 1035 code for a protein of 344 amino acids. Gene Ontology annotation, molecular function: G protein-coupled receptor activity; olfactory receptor activity.